AUGUUAUUUGCGUACUAUCUUCUCCCCCUGGUGGUUUCUGCCAUCAUCACCUGUGAUGUGCAAUUGAAAUCUGCUGAAGCUGAAGUCAGCAAGAGAGACGUCGAAAACGUCAACUACAAUAUUGCCUGGCACACGACGUUCAAAAUCGGUUCUGAAAACAAGGAAAUUCCUAUUUCCUUCAGUUUCAGAAACAAUGUCAAUUCUGUUUCUAACUACACCAACCUGGGCAGCUGGAAGCUGAGAUAUAACAGCACUUUGGGUGAUACCAUCGUUACAGACAAAUUGACGUUGGGUGACUAUGAGGUUGACGAUGUGGAAUUCAUUACUACUGAAGGUAAUGGCACUUUUGGAUCUCUUGGACUUGGACUGCCAUACACCGGCACAUGGGGGUACCACAAGAACUUUGUACAGCAACUCCAUGAGAACGGAGAUAUCGAGUCAAGUGUUCUUUCUCUCUGGGUCAAUCCAGGUAACACAACGGAGGGUCAGUUUGCAUUUGGUGGAAUUGAUGAGGCCAAAUAUGACGGCAGCCUUUUCCGCUUCCCAAUGGUGAACUCGUUUUCUUAUUUGGAGCAUUCACAAAACAUGGAAAUCAAGCUCGACUCCCUCAGUGCUUCAGCGGUGUCAUUCACUCAGCCAGUGGGUGUUGGAUUGAAUCCAGGCAUGCUGAAAUCUAGCUUGCCUCAGGGUUAUUUUGAUGCUUUUGGUAAGGCACUCGGUGGAAAGUUUGACAAGGCUGAGAAUAAAUAUUCCGUGGACAAGAAGUACUUGACUCUGAACGAAACCGUGAACUUUAUUUUCGGAAACUUCAACCUUUCUGUUCCAAUUUCUUCAUUGGUGGAGGAGAGCCUGGGUAAGGUCUACGCCACCAUUACAGCAAAUUAUAUUCCGGUAUUUGGUCUCGAUAUUCUUCAGCACGCAUAUAUUGCAAUUGAUUACGACAAUAGCGAGAUUGCCUUGGGACAGAGCAAAGCCAGCGCCUUGGAUUCGGAGAAAUUUGUCAACGCUACUUCCAACCUUGACACUAUUCUGUUGGCUUCUGGAGCUUCCGAGACUUCAUUAGCAAUUGAGAUUGUGAUGGCUCUGCAAUCUCUGGCCCAGAUUCAAUAUGCCUCACAGAGAUCGGCUGGUUCUCUCAGUGGUGGUGCUGCAUCGGCUGGUCCUGUGGUUGGCCUUUUCGGUCUAAUUGCUGGUGUUCUCAUGGCCAUCUGA
Sungouiella intermedia is the source of this 1212-nucleotide messenger RNA. The record is from the annotation of a GenBank genome assembly. Lineage: Eukaryota; Fungi; Ascomycota; Pichiomycetes; Serinales; Metschnikowiaceae.